CAGGUUAUUUAGCUGCUCACAAACAGAGUGUGACGUGUGGAUAGAUUGAUCAUUGGAUAUCUACCAUGGAGCUCAAUGGUACACUGAGUGGAGAUCAGAUUGAUGUUCUCUCUACUGUGUACUUAGUGUUACUCACACCCAGUGUGAUUGGGAGUUUUUCUGUCCUGGUGGUUUCCAUAUUGAAAUGGAGGCAUCUACAACAACAGGUGCACUUGCUGGUGCAGCUCGCCCUUGCAGACCUCCUGGCUGCUCUGAUCCUGAUGUCCACCAGUGUCAUGAACAAAAUUGGAACCAUCAACAGUGUAAUGAUCUGCCUAUACAGCCUGCCACUGUCAUUGACAUUUUACUUUGUUUCAUUUCUGCUGGUGGUGGUUUACGCAUGGAAGUCGAAGAAUGGAAUCCAAGGAUGGAGAGCAACGCCAGCAGAAAAUGAGGGCGGACAGAGUCAGUGUAGACAGAAAAUAGUAGCUAUACCUGUAUAUGCCAUGGUGUGGUUGAUCCCCAUUGCAAUAUACUUAGCAUAUGUUCUCACUCCCUUCAUAAAAGCUGCUAUGGUGAUUCCAAUCGCUGACAAAUCACUAAGCGGGACCGUCCAAAGUGACAGCAUGUACUGCACCAGUUGUAUUUUGUUCUUGCAUGUCUGGAGGGACUCCUGCCCAGGAUCUGAAAAAAUCCAUGACACUUUCAUCAAAAUUUUUCUUUUCCUUGUGGUGAUACCAGUGAUGCUGUCUUGCUCUGUCAUUUACUAUAAUGUUGGUAAAUGGUAUGAAAGACAUCAGCAUCAUGGUCUUUUUCCAGUGGAAGGAGACGGACGUUCAAGGAGGAGAUUCAAAAGAAUGAUUUCUACAGCAAGAAAUAUGGUGAUGGUCAUCUUAUUCUGUUGGACACCAGCGCUUAUCCUCAUUCUGAUGUCCACAAUUAUGAUAUGGAUAAACAUUGAACAGCGCAGACUAUUUGGCCUUUACAUGAUACAGGCUGCCACUGUGUCCCUGCAAGGUUUCCUGAACAGUAUGGUUUACGCCUGGAGACGGCCAAACUUCACAGAGGCUGUUCUUGGGGAGAACACACCCCUGGUGCCACACAACCGCCUGGCCUUCUUUGAUGAAUCGCUCAGGAGUUAAUCUUGAUUGUUGACUCUAAACACGCGAAGAGAAAUUGCUGGCACACCACACUGCUGGCCUGAGGAGGACCGACUGCCUGCACACUUCAUGACUUCAUGACAGUUUAGACUGAAAGAUAAAAUGCUCUCAUUCACGGACUGAAGAUGAAGAGAAAUAGAACAAAAAGAUGAAGGAAACACAAAGACCCUUUAAACAAGCAACAAUUGAUGCAGUGCUUUUCAUUGCAACUGCUGAAUUUUUCUUAUAGUAAACAAAGUCAUAGUAGCUUCGUUAGCAUAUUUUUUUGUAUAAAAAUGGGGACAAAAAGGACAUUAAUUGUAUGACUUUGUUGUAUUUAUAUGUGCUGUUAAUGUUUUAUCAAAGACUUAAAAGAUGUCAUACAGAAUUAUGGAUGUGGUGUUUGAUUUAUAUGUUAUGUUUUAUCAAAUGUAUUUGUAGUGUUUAAUAAGGUGCCAGUUGUUACCUGCUGUUUUAUUAUGGACUUGUUAUUCAACAGUACCUCAGCACUCUGUAGUUCAAGAUAAGAACAAUGGAAAACCUGUCGGGGUUGCACAUAUGCCGUCACCUUUCUGUCAUUUCAGAAGCACAUGUCACCUACCAUAAUAUAGAGUUCAGUCUCAGGAGCACGGCACAUGACA
This is a messenger RNA of Seriola dumerili (greater amberjack), 1759 nucleotides long. RefSeq names its product transmembrane protein 116-like. Bases 66 to 1121 code for a protein of 351 amino acids. The record is from RefSeq and is a predicted model, not a curated record. The transcript is spliced from 12 exons. Gene Ontology annotation, cellular component: plasma membrane. Gene Ontology annotation, biological process: adenylate cyclase-activating G protein-coupled receptor signaling pathway. Gene Ontology annotation, molecular function: G protein-coupled receptor activity. NCBI's taxonomy places the organism in Eukaryota, Metazoa, Chordata, Actinopteri, Carangiformes, Carangidae.